CGCCCGCCUAGCAGCGCGCGCGCAGGCUAGGGCGGAACGAAUUAUCGAUACGGUUUUACAGUCAAAAAUGUAUUACUUGAGUGGGAACAAAAUAAAAGAUAUAAAUUAAACUUAAUUGUAAGCUGAAGUGAAAACGUAAAUAAAGUACGCGUGUGUUAUUAUUGGUAACUUCCAUAAGGAAGUUAAACUUCAAAUUGAAAGUGAAACGGUAUUAACUGUGUGUGAGGGUGAAUUACUUACUUGUAAAGCUAAAGCUUAGCUUAAUUUAAAAAAAAAUGAAUAGUUCAGUGUAGACAAUAAGAAGGCAAUGUAUCACUAGUAGCAAAUCACGAAAUGCAUUCCGUUACAUUCUGUCUCGCCCCGCCGAACUCCGCACGUGCGUUUAUUUUCAUUUAUAAAUAGGGCAGACGCAGCUGCAGCAUGAUGUCAUUGAAAGAAAGCAGUGACGUCACUGACGGCCACGAGAAAGAGAAAGAUUUGGCGGAGCUUCCUCCGAGCGGGACAUCUCUGCACAAGCGGCGGAGAGGCGAGCCUCCUGCAUCCCUCUCAGUCAAGCCGCAGACUCCUUCUGACGAGGGAUCCUCACCAUGCACCGCCGGACCCAGCUUAGAAUACUCCUGGUCACUACCCGAAGGAGAAGUCCUCGAUCCAGAAACCCUAUGCGAAAGCAUGCUCCAAAGACUAAAAGAUCGAGACGACUUAGCUUCUAAACGCGGCAAAGAUCUCGCUGUCAAAACAAAAGAUACCGUCGAAGCGUUGGAACAGCUAGAGAAGCUAGUUCAACUGCUGGAUCAGUUUGUAAGUUUAAAAGAGCACAACGCCCGUCUUUUAAAAAAGUUGCGAGACGUGAACCAUUUGAAGCGUCUGCAUGAAAUGUAUAAGAAGAUAGAACAGGAGAAUGUGUUGUUGAAGUCGGAAGCUAAGGAGAUGCAGAUGAUAAACGAAGCAUUUGAUGCUGAGUUGGAAAGCGAGUACGGUCAGGCGAUGUUUGACAGUAUAAUGGCUGGGGGGAGGAGUAUGAAGAGGUCGGGGUCGAAGUGGAAGAGCCAUGGGAGGUUCGGGGGCUCGCUGCUGAGGCGACAGAGGGCGCGGUCGGCGGGAGGGGAUGAGAGUGACGCGACGCCCGGCACGCCGCUAAGAAGACGGUCAGAAGGCAUUUUUUGCAAGGAAGUGGAGAAAUCUAAAGUUUCUAAGUGGACUAAAGUGAAGGCUGCUUUUAGAUGGGAGAAAGCCCAAUGGCCUCAAACAACCGGCAGCGCAGUGGCGUGCGGCGCGAUGGUGGGAGUAGUUGCUCUCGCUGGUUCAUCACCAACCGGCAUGGGGUCGUCUCCACCAAGCCUGGCGCACCCUGAAAGAGAUUCAGCAAGUCUCACUCCAGGCAGUGCGCUGUCACUCACGCCUAAUUCAAGCUGCGAGGAGUUGAGAGAACCAGGUAAGAACAACUAA
Messenger RNA from Leguminivora glycinivorella, 1446 nucleotides. RefSeq lists its product as uncharacterized. The transcript has 2 exons. NCBI's taxonomy places the organism in Eukaryota, Metazoa, Arthropoda, Insecta, Lepidoptera, Tortricidae. The record is from RefSeq and is a predicted model, not a curated record. Bases 421 to 1446 code for a protein of 341 amino acids.